GAAUAUUGUGGGAAAUUGGAAAUGCCCCAAAUUGGCAUCAUCAGCUAAACCCUAGAGAAUGAGGAGAAAACUCUGGAGAUAGAAGAGGAAGAAACCAGACGGUAUCAAUGGCGUUUCCGGCGUCUAUUGCGUCGCCUUCGUCUUCAACCCCCAAAUUUCCGAUUAAUGUCAUUGAACGGAAACCAUGCCAAUCCAAAAGUUGCUUUCUUUUACAUCUCCGUCGCCGACCCUUCUCCUCAAGCUGCGUAAAAGCAGUGUCCUCCAUGGCACAAUUUGGCGAACCCAGUAAACAAAACAAGCAGAAGCAGCAAAUUGAAAUCAGUGUCGUGAAGGAGAAGCUGUGGGAAGCCAUACCCGUCCCAGUGAAAGAGCUUCCAUGGAAGAAAGCAGCAGAUACAGCUUUGGAGCAGCUGCUUCUUCUUGGGUACAAGGCACUAAAAUGGUCCUUUAUCAGCUUGGGUGUCCUUAGUUUUUUAUCAGAUAUCAUAUUUUCCGUCUCCAGGAACUAUGAAUUGAUCAUGCCCUUUGGUCUCUUUGUUGGGUGCUUCUUGACUGAUGUCUUGAAAGAGACGUUGCAGCAAGUGCUUCCAAGCUCAGAGGAGAGUGGACUUGAAAAGCACUUUUUAGGCAUAGGCUGCUUUCUUGCUGCUGUUAAGUUUCUCUCUGCUGGCCUACCAAUGCAAGCCCGAGUUUUUCUUCUGCAUGUUGCGAAUGGCGGGUUCAUGCAGGUCUUGUGGCUCCGGAGAGGUUUAUUGAACAAAAGAGAUGAAGAUGCUUCCUUGCCCAUGGAUGUGAAAUCUUAAUUUUCUGCAGAUG
Prunus avium (sweet cherry) is the source of this 816-nucleotide messenger RNA. RefSeq lists its product as uncharacterized. The record is from RefSeq and is a predicted model, not a curated record. Lineage: Eukaryota; Viridiplantae; Streptophyta; Magnoliopsida; Rosales; Rosaceae.